AUGUCGACAAACGGUUUCGUUGCUCUUUGUCUGAUUGGGCUCUAUACUAUGUACACCAUAUCGUGUCUCAUUCGAAACAUCAUCAUUGCCAAGACUAUUGGUAUUCCGGUUGUCUGGAGCCCCAUAAGCCCCUUCAACCCAUUCUGGAUCAUCUUCAACAAACGAGUUGCACCAAUCUUUCAGCGCCUUCCUCUAGGCCUGGGCGAUUGGACCACGUACAAUACUCUUGAUUGGACAUGGGUUGACCGGACACAUGGCAACUCUCAAGUUCAUGACAAGCAUGGCGACACCUUCGCUCACGCCACGCCGAGAGAAGUUGAGAUUCACACUCGGGAUCCUGCAGUAGCUAUUCAAGUGCUUCGGAAGCAGGCGAACGACUUUCCCAAGAUAAGCCAUUACGCCAGCAAGUACGUACUGGGCACGAGUCUGGUAUCCUCAGAUGGCCAUGAUUGGGCUCGUCACCGGAAGGCGACUGUCGCCACUCUGAGCGACAGGACCAAUCGUCUCGUGUGGGCAGAAGGCGUCCGACAGACUCAGCAAAUGAUUCAUCAUUAUCAACACACUUCACGGGGCCUAAUUUGCGAUCCUGUGGACGAUGUCCGCGAACUUUACCUUCAUGUCUUCACUAGCGUUUGUUUCGGCUUUACGUAUGACUUCAAGCAGCCCGAAAGAGACUGCAUUCCAGAAGGACACUCGCGAAGCUACAGGUACUGUCUCCACACCAGUCUCAAGGAUAUUCUCAUCCUUCGGCUGGUGCCAAGUUGGGCUAUGAGAUUUCCUUUCCUGCCACAGAGGAUUAAGAACUUCCGAGAUGCUGUGGCUGAGAUGCGGCAGUAUCUCGAUGAAAUGAUCAGUGACUGCAAAGACAAUCUUAGAGGCAGCAGGGAAAAGACGCAGAAUGACAACUUGCUGAGCUUUAUGGUAAAGAGGAACAGAGAUUUGGAAGUCGAAACUCUCAUGGAUAAAUUCAAGGAUGAUGGAUCGCAUGCCUUACUGACAGUGUCUGAGAUUCGAGGAAAUCUAUUUACCUACUCACUUGGAGGACAUGAGUCUUCUGCACAUACGCUGACGUUUGCAAUCUAUCUCCUGGCAGCUUUACCAGAGCAGCAAGCUUGGCUUAUGGAAGAGAUUGAUGAGGUUCUCGGUGGCAGGCCAGAUUGGAAGUCGCAGGAUGCUUUCAUGGAUAUUUUCCCUCGCUUGAAAAGGUGUCAAGCCGCCAUGAACGAGACACUCCGAUUGUAUCCUUCGGUCACAGUCCUUCCCAAAUGCACCGGGUCGAAAGCAACGACUUUGCUUGUUGGUAGCGAAGAUCAUCGCAUCCCAGCAAACGCCAAUGUCUUUGUCAACAUGCCUAGCAUUCAGGUACACCAACCCGUAUGGGGAACCGAUGCAAUGCACUGGAAACCUGAUCGAUGGAUCAUGACAAGCGAUCACAUGAAGGGUCUGGACAGCGAACAACUCAAAGCACCUCCUGAUGGCGCUUUUCUCCCGUGGAGCGAGGGGAAACGGGCUUGUCCGGGCAAGAGAUUCUCCCAGGUUGGCUUUGUUGCAGCACUUGCGACUCUCCUCUACAAGCACAGACUUGAAGCCAUACCCAAUGUCGAAGAAAGCCUCGAAAACGCUAGGGAAAGGAUCAUUGAAGUUGUAAACGACACUUACGCCGUCAUGACUGUCCAUAUGCACAAGCCUCUCUCUGUUAGAAUCGGGGUUCUCAAGAGAAGCUAG
This is a messenger RNA of Colletotrichum abscissum, 1725 nucleotides long. Its product is annotated as cytochrome P450. Gene Ontology annotation, molecular function: oxidoreductase activity, acting on paired donors, with incorporation or reduction of molecular oxygen; iron ion binding; heme binding. Lineage: Eukaryota; Fungi; Ascomycota; Sordariomycetes; Glomerellales; Glomerellaceae. The transcript is spliced from 3 exons. Bases 1 to 1725 code for a protein of 574 amino acids. The record is from RefSeq and is a predicted model, not a curated record.